This is a messenger RNA of Paralichthys olivaceus (Japanese flounder), 1563 nucleotides long. It is a transcript of the gene ompa, whose product is annotated as olfactory marker protein a. Gene Ontology annotation, biological process: sensory perception of smell; signal transduction. Lineage: Eukaryota; Metazoa; Chordata; Actinopteri; Pleuronectiformes; Paralichthyidae. The record is from RefSeq and is a predicted model, not a curated record.
GGCAGCGCUGCCCUCGACACAACCCGGGAUCAGAACCUCCGAGUCAGACAUGGACCAGGCUGAGACUCCCUCUGACACCAUGGUGCUGACGUUUAAAGAAGACUCUGCUCUGACCGAGAUGAUGCGUCUUCGCGUGUCGUCGUUGCAGCGCUCGGGUCAAAAACGUCAGGAUGGCGAGCGUCUGCUUCUUCCCCACGAAGCCGUGUAUCGUCUGGACUUCCUCAUCCAGGGGCUGAACUUCUCCCGCUGGAAUUUCUCCCUCUCUGGCCACGGCCGUGUCACCAUCACUGGUAUUUCCCAGCACUGGACCCCUGACCUCACCCACCUGAUGACCCGGCAGCUACUAGAGCCCAUCGGAACGUUCUGGCGUAACGCUGAUGACCCCGAGGACUUGGCGCUCAAAUGCCUGGAAGCGGACAUGCAGGAGUUCGGCGAGAGGAUCGCUGAGCUGGCCAAGGUCAGGAAGGUCAUGUACUUCCUGUUUGCUUUCAAGGACGGAGCAGAGGCAGCGAACCUCAGCUGCUCGGUGGAGUUCACAGCAGAAAAAUGACUUUUCACUUUUUACCGGAACAAACCUGUAGCUUGUUUGACCUUAAAGAGAAACACACUAGAGCAGCAGAGAGUAAAAAUCUUCUUAAAUAUUCUCCCUCCAGCUCUCUGAGUUUUGUACAUUCACGGCAAGUUUCAGAGCAACGUAAAAUACUUUUUCCAAAACAUCAAUCAUCCUGGAUAAACCAAUGUGAGAGGAAAAUUAAAAGUAUGACUGCACUUUGCUUCAACUUCAUAUGGAACUAGUUCUCUGGUACGUUCGCACGGUUCUUGGUGCUAGUUGAUGAUCAAUGUAUCAUAAAUCAUCAAUAUUCAAACAUUUUAAAUUCAUAUAGAAACAUGAGAAUUCAUGAAACACUUCUGUUCACAUUAUUCUACAGUGAUUUUGAAGCCUCGUUAUCAAUUAAGAACAUUUAAGAGAUUUUUAUGGGUCAUAAUAAAAUGAUCUUGAAAACUAAAUGAUCAUCUAUAAGAAUAAAACCUGUAAAUAAAGAAUGCCUUUAUUGAUCAGCUGACUACUGAAAUAAUAACAUGUGUGAUGAGUUUAAAGUAGAAAUAAAACCGUUGUCUGUGAAUGGAAAGAUCAAAUGUUCACGUUGACUUUCAGCCUGAGAGAUCAAUGGAGGGACGUCGAUUAAAUAUCGACUGAAAGCCGUCUGUGUUCUCAUUGGUGGGGAUCAUCAUCUGUGUCACUGGACAGAGGACGAGGAGGAGGAGUCAAGUUUUAAAAUAGAGUCAAAACAAAACAUCACAGGUUUCAUGACGAUGCGUCGUCCGCUCAGAUCUGGAGUCAGUGUUGAUGUGGUGGAAAAUAAAGAAAGAGAAAUUUGUUUUUUUUCCACUUCCUUGCUAAUUGUCUUCAGACUUCCUGUGUGGUUUGUCAUCAUCACUUCAGAGGCUCAGUUUCAGAACCGCUGUUGGUGUCAAGACAACCGGCUGCUCCGCCGAGGCAGCGACACCAGAAACAGACUCGAGUUUCCUUCAGCUGAUGGAAAACUGAGCUGCAGCAGAAGA